This is a messenger RNA of Euleptes europaea (tarantolino), 1705 nucleotides long. It is a transcript of the gene PSMD3, whose product is annotated as proteasome 26S subunit, non-ATPase 3. The coding region runs from base 71 to 1636 and encodes 521 amino acids. Gene Ontology annotation, biological process: ubiquitin-dependent protein catabolic process; regulation of protein catabolic process. The record is from RefSeq and is a predicted model, not a curated record. Gene Ontology annotation, molecular function: protein binding; enzyme regulator activity. Lineage: Eukaryota; Metazoa; Chordata; Lepidosauria; Squamata; Sphaerodactylidae. The transcript is spliced from 12 exons. Gene Ontology annotation, cellular component: proteasome regulatory particle, lid subcomplex; proteasome complex.
CCGUCUUCCCGUCGCCCCUUGCGGUAGUUGCUCUGUCACGGCCGUAGCCGGUCUGAAGGAAGGCGAAGCCAUGAAGCAGGAAGGCGGCUCCCGCCGCCGCGCCGGGGCCGAGAAGGCCAAGCCCCCGCCCGCCGAGCCCACCCAGCCGCCCCCUCCGCCCGCCGACGUCGAGAUGCACGAGGAGGCCGCGGCCGCCGAAACGACUUCGGGGGAGAAGUCGCAGCGCGAGCUGGACGCCGUCACGCUGGAAGAUAUCAAAGAGCACGUGAAGCAGCUGGAGAAAGCCAUCUCUGGGAAGGAGCCCCGUUACGUCCUUCGUGCCCUGAGAGCACUGCCCUCCACCUCCCGCCGUCUCAAUCCCAAUGUGCUCCAGAAAGCCAUCAAUGGUUUUUUCACAUCCAACAGUGCUGUGCGAGACUUCCUCAUCGGCUUCUUGGAGGAGCCUAUGGACACAGAAGCGGAUCUGCAGUUCCGGCCCCGCACUGGCAAGGCAGCUGCCACUCCUCUCCUUCCAGAAGUUGAAGCGUAUCUCCAGCUGCUCCUGGUCAUCUACCUGAUGAAUAGCAAACGCUACCAAGAGGCCCAGAAAGUAUCAGAUGAUCUUAUGCAAAAGACGAGUCCCCAAAACCGCCGAGCCCUGGAUCUAGUGAUGGCCAAGUGUUACUAUUACCACGCACGCAUCUACGAGUUUUUGAACAAGCUUGAUGUGGUCCGGAGCUUCCUUCAUGCUCGCUUAAGGACAGCAACCCUCCGCCACGAUGCAGAUGGCCAGGCCACCCUCUUGAAUCUGCUGCUGAGGAAUUACCUUCACUAUAACCUCUAUGACCAGGCAGAAAAGCUGGUCUCCAAAUCAGUGUUUCCUGAACAGGCGAACAAUAAUGAGUGGGCCAGGUACCUCUACUACACAGGCCGCAUCAAGGCCAUUCAGCUGGAAUAUUCCGAAGCCCGUAGAACCAUGACGAACGCCCUUCGGAAAGCACCACAGCACACAGCGGUUGGCUUCAAGCAGACGGUCCAUAAGCUGCUGAUCGUGGUGGAGCUCCUGCUGGGCGAGAUCCCGGACAGACUGCAGUUUCGCCAGCCAUCUUUGAAGAGGUCACUCAUGCCCUACUUCCUCUUGACACAGGCUGUUCGGACAGGAAACCUGGCCAAGUUCAACCAGGUCCUGGAUCAGUUUGCUGACAAGUUCCAGACUGACGGGACCUACACCCUUAUUAUCCGACUGAGGCACAAUGUGAUCAAGACAGGGGUUCGCAUGAUUAGCCUUUCAUACUCGCGCAUCUCCUUGGCUGACAUCGCCCAGAAGUUGCAGCUGGAUAGUCCAGAAGAUGCUGAGUUCAUUGUCGCCAAGGCCAUCCGGGACGGUGUGAUAGAAGCCAGCAUCAACCACGAGAAGGGCUACGUCCAGUCCAAAGAGAUGACUGACAUCUACUCGACACGGGAGCCCCAGCUGGCCUUCCACCAGCGUAUCUCCUUCUGCCUAGACAUUCACAACAUGUCUGUCAAGGCAAUGAGGUUCCCUCCGAAGUCUUAUAACAAGGACCUGGAGUCUGCAGAGGAGCGCCGGGAGCGUGAGCAGCAAGAUCUAGAAUUUGCCAAGGAAAUGGCCGAGGAUGAUGAUGACGGUUUCCCUUGAUGCCCUGGGGAUGGCUGCAUUUAUUUUUUUGUUUCUUGCCCAAUACAAACCAUUGUCUACUGGCUGAAA